CUUCUGUGUCAACUUUGCUCCGCCCUAGUGCGGGGGUGACACUAGUAGUGAAGGCGCAAUGGCGACAACGAUCGGUCUGCAGGACCUCCCCCCAACACCCCUCCUUUCCGAGAAACACUCCGGCAUACCUGAGCGCUGGGCGGAGCAGUGCAAAGAGUCCAAGGCACGCCUUUACUCUCUGAAGACCCUCCCUGCAUCCGUACCCCGCGAAGGAGAGCUGCCCGUCCUGCCACCAGGAAUAGACCGGCCCACUUUCAACACAGCUAUCGCGGAGCUGAAGGAGACGCUGGGAGAAGAGCAUGUCGAGCUGAAUGACAAGCCUCUCGUGGACGGAUGGUACAUGGAGCACCCGAACACCCAUGAUACGUUCCACGUACUCGAGCAGUCAAAGCUCGUAUCCUCCGCGCAGGUAUACCCCGGCUCAGUAGAAGACAUCCAAACCAUCGUCCGCUGGGCUAAUAAAUACCUCAUACCAAUCUACCCCAUAUCCAUCGGUCGCAACAUGGGAUAUGGCGGAGCGGCGCCGCGCGUCCCCGGGUCCGUGACCAUCGACCUCGGGAGACGCAUGAACAAGGUGUUGAAGAUCGAUGGGAACAGCGCGAGCUGCAUCGUCGAGCCCGGCGUGACCUACUUUGCGCUCUACGAGGAAGUCCAGAAAACGGGAUUGCCCUUGUGGAUCGACACGCCGGACGUGGGCGGCGGGAGUGUCUUGGGAAACUGUAUAGAUCGUGGGGUCGGGUACACUCCCUACGGCGACCAUUGGGCCAACCACUGCGGCCUGGAGGUGGUCCUCCCCUCGGGCGAAAUUAUGCGGACGGGCAUGGGCGCCCUACCGGGCAAGAAUGGCGCGGACAAUCCCUCCUGGCAAGCCUUCCAGCACGCAUACGGGCCCUCCGUCGACGGGAUCUUUAGCCAGUCCAACUUCGGCAUCGUCACCAAGAUGGGGAUGUGGCUCAUGCCCGCGACGGGGCACCAGAGUUACAUGAUUACCUUCCCCGAGGAGGACGACUUUGAGCAGAUCAUCGAGAUUAUACGCCCGCUCGCGCUGAACCGCGUACUGGGAAAUAUACCGCAGCUGCGCAGCGUCAUCCAAGAGCUCGCGAUCACAGGGAGACCAAAGUCGGACUUCUACGACGGGAAGGAUCCGAUCCCGAUGGAGGUGAUCAAGGCACAUGCAAAGAAUAUGCCGUGUGGGGAGUGCGCCUGGGUUUUCUACGGGACGGUUUACGGGCCAGAGGAGACGCGAAAUUCGCAGCUAGACAUCAUCCGCCAGGAGUUCUCGAAGGUGCGGGGGUCCAAGUUCUUCUUGCCGGAAGACAUGCCCGAAGAUCACUACAUCCACCCGCGCGCGAGGAUCUGCUCCGGCGUGCCCGAGCUGCGCGAGCUCGACUGGCUGAAUUGGAAGCCCAACUGCGCGCACCUCGCGUUCUCGCCGAUCACGCCGACGCGAGGCCAGGACGCGCGCAUCGUGCACGAGAUCGUGACGCGGCUGCAUAAGAAGUGGGGCUUCGACUCGCUGCCGACGUGGUGCGUCUCCGGGCGGGAGAUGCACUACAUCGCGGAGAUCCUCAUAGACCGCUCGGACCCAGACGAAAAGCGCAGAGCGAUUUGCUGUAUGCGCGAGAUGAUCACGGAGGCGGCGGCGGAAGGAUAUGGGGAGUACAGGACGCACUUGAUUUUCCAGGACCAGAUUUCGCGAACGUAUGGAUGGGGGAAUCAAGCCCUGAUGCGCUUUAAUGAGACACUUAAGGAUGCGUUGGAUCCAAAUGGUAUCUUGGCCCCCGGCAGAGCAGGGAUAUGGCCCAAGAGUUACAGAGAUAAGGGUUGGGAGAUCUUACCCGAGGAUGAACCGCGAACAUCUGUCAAGACCAACGGCGUAAUCCACUGAGCAACCAUUCUCUUGUUUAUGUGUAGAUUUGUGGAUCUUGUAUACUAGUAGAUUUAUCGAAG
Gloeophyllum trabeum ATCC 11539 is the source of this 1950-nucleotide messenger RNA. Its product is annotated as vanillyl-alcohol oxidase. Lineage: Eukaryota; Fungi; Basidiomycota; Agaricomycetes; Gloeophyllales; Gloeophyllaceae. Gene Ontology annotation, molecular function: FAD binding; D-lactate dehydrogenase (cytochrome) activity; D-lactate dehydrogenase (NAD+) activity. The transcript is spliced from 3 exons. Gene Ontology annotation, cellular component: mitochondrion. The record is from RefSeq and is a predicted model, not a curated record. Bases 59 to 1888 code for a protein of 609 amino acids. Gene Ontology annotation, biological process: lactate catabolic process.